Messenger RNA from Trichoderma reesei QM6a, 798 nucleotides. RefSeq lists its product as uncharacterized. The transcript is spliced from 3 exons. Bases 1 to 798 code for a protein of 265 amino acids. The record is from RefSeq and is a predicted model, not a curated record. NCBI's taxonomy places the organism in Eukaryota, Fungi, Ascomycota, Sordariomycetes, Hypocreales, Hypocreaceae.
AUGAGUCUUCAAAUGUCACGCAUCGAGAUCCGCCGCAUCAUGCUCCAUAUGCAUGCGACCUUGACUCAGGAUAACAUGUCGUUUCGUUCGGCUCAAUUGAAGACGCCGACUCGAAGCAUAAAAGCUCACAGCGUCAACUUCAAAGAGCUUUCCGUCAAAGCUAUCAUGUCUUUCAAGUUGGCGACGGCUAUUCUGGCUUUAGCCAGUGGCAUCUCUCAAGUCUCUGGUCAGAUCUGUGCCCAAAACAUCGUCACCACCCACGCGGGCCUCACGUUCUACCUUUACGAUGACUCGAUCCCAGAAAACAACUACCGGCCUCUUCAACUGAGGCCAAGCAAGGAUGGCCAGUUCAGCUACCUCGCCAUAGACAACACCUCCCCUCCGCUCCUCGCCAACCUAGACAACGGCGUCCUCGUCAGCGAAGGCCAAGCCUCUGACGGUACCAUCUUCGACUUAGGCCCCAAGGGCUUCCUGCAAAACUACACCACGAUCCCUCUUACAGUGCCCACUACCAUAGGGCAGCUUGCCUUUGCCAACACUUCGUCGUUUCCGAAUGCUUCGGACUCGAACUGGUUCCUGUCGGGAGCCAGCGGCACCAACACGUACAACUUGUGGCACAACGAGCCUGUAAACACUCUCAACGGCGUGCAGAUCUGUGAAGCGGAUUUUGAUCUCAAUGAGGAUGGGACUCCGUGGUACUACUUCCAAUAUGUGGAUUGGGUUUCGUACUUUCCGCCCAACUGCGAGUUUGUUGCGGUCUUGACAAAUGUCAGUUCGUCGGACCAGCCAACCUGUUAA